AUGAUCAAAUUCCUGAGCACGAGAGCGUUGCGAUGUGCGAGCGUUGCGACUCCAUGCGAUGGUCGUGGACUCCACAGUUUCCUCCACUCGUCAGCACGUGGGUUCUCGGCCCAGGCCGCCCGUCUGCUCGAGCAAUGUCCAAGCGACUCGGAGCUCCCGCCUUCAGACUUCGACUCUCGUUCCUACGCCGGUAUGCUCCAAGACUGCAUCCGCAGCGGCGACCCCACUUUGGCCAGGCCUCUCCACUGCGACGUCAUCAAGAGGGGUGCUUGCCUGGACUUGUUCGCUUCCAACAUCCUUCUCAAUGCGUACGUGAAGUCCGAGCUCUUGGGGGAUGCAUGCAUUCUUUUCGACGAAUUGCCCACGAGAAAUACCAUAUCGUUUGUGACGUUGAUCCAGGGCUUAGCGCAGGCCCUCCGGUUUGGCGAGGCUGUCGAAUUUUUCGUUAGGCUGCAUAGGGAGGGGCACGAGCUGAAUCCAUUUGCUUUCACUACUUUCUUGAAAUUGCUUGUGAGUGUGGUGAGGGCAGACAUGGCUGGUGCUGUUCAUGCAUGCAUAUGUAAGUUGGGCCAUGCUACGAAUGCUUUUGUUGGGACAGCUUUGGUAGAUGCUUACUCUGUGGGUGGAUAUGUUUCCUGCGCCAAGGAUGUUUUUGGUGGGAUUGUUUUCAAGGACAUGGUUUCCUGGACUGGGAUUAUAUCCUGCUGCGCUGAGAAUGGAUGCUUCGAAGAGGCCAUGGGUUUCUUCUCUCGGCCGAAAGAGUUUGACUUCGCCAUGGCUUUUUGGAGAAGAAAAAGAAGGAACGUUUCUUGGAGUUUUCUGGGGAAGUUUUUGGAUGGGGGAGGUUUUGAUUUUCUUGGCAGAGUGGGGAGUUGCCGAAUGGUGAAGGAGACGAUGAACAGUGGAUCCAGGGGAGGGUCGCCAGGCAGCCGCGAGCUCGCCGCUGGUUCUUUGUGUGGGGGUCCUUUUAAAAAAAAAUUAAAUUAA
Molecule: messenger RNA, 987 nt
Organism: Rhodamnia argentea
Lineage: Eukaryota; Viridiplantae; Streptophyta; Magnoliopsida; Myrtales; Myrtaceae
Product: putative pentatricopeptide repeat-containing protein At5g13230, mitochondrial
Exons: 1
Coding region: 1-987 (328 amino acids)
Biological process (GO): RNA modification
Molecular function (GO): RNA binding; protein binding
Source: RefSeq, a predicted model, not a curated record